ACAGCCCUUGUUCUCCCCCCCCGUCUGUUUCUCUCUCUCUCCCCUCCCACUCCCUGCUCCUCUGAGCUCGAGAGCCUCUUCCCCCUCUCUGCCGUUACGAGUUCUCCUCCCGAAACCUGUGCGAGGCGGCCGCAGAAGCGCGAGGCGAUUCCCCCCUCUCCCCUACAAUCAGUCAACAUGGCUACAGUUGUAACCUCGACGAGAUUCACAGACGAAUAUCAGCUGUACGAGGAACUCGGAAAGGGUGCGUUCUCAAUCGUUCGCAGAUGUGUCAAGAAGUCUACUGGCCAGGAGUAUGCUGCGAAAAUUAUCAACACAAAAAAGCUCUCAGCCAGAGAUCACCAGAAACUGGAGAGGGAGGCAAGAAUCUGUCGUCUGCUGAAACAUUCAAACAUAGUACGACUCCAUGACAGCAUCUCCGAGGAAGGGUUCCAUUACCUUGUCUUUGACCUUGUCACUGGAGGAGAGCUGUUUGAGGACAUUGUUGCUAGAGAGUAUUACAGCGAGGCGGAUGCCAGCCACUGUAUCAAUCAGAUCCUGGAGAGUGUCAGUCACAUCCACCAGCAUGACAUUGUGCACAGGGACCUCAAGCCAGAGAACCUGCUCCUGGCCAGUAAGAUGAAGGGAGCAGCUGUGAAACUUGCAGAUUUUGGUCUAGCUAUCGAGGUGCAGGGGGACCAACAAGCAUGGUUUGGUUUUGCAGGAACUCCAGGAUAUCUGUCCCCAGAGGUUCUGAGAAAGGACCCGUACGGCAAGCCGGUGGACAUAUGGGCAUGUGGUGUGAUCCUGUACAUCUUGUUGGUGGGCUACCCUCCCUUCUGGGAUGAGGACCAACACAAACUGUACCAACAAAUCAAGGCCGGUGCAUAUGACUUUCCUUCUCCAGAGUGGGACACAGUGACCCCCGAGGCCAAGAAUCUAAUCAAUCAGAUGUUAACAAUUAACCCUGCCAAACGGAUCACAGCCGACCAGGCCAUCAAGCAUCCCUGGAUCUGCCAACGAUCCACUGUGGCCUCCAUGAUGCACCGUCAAGAGACUGUGGAGUGUCUGCGCAAGUUCAACGCCAGGAGGAAACUUAAAGGAGCUAUCCUCACAACGAUGCUGGUGUCCAGGAACUUUUCAGUGGGACGGCAGCAUACCAGCCCUGCCGCUACCACCAGCACGGCCUCAAUGGCACAGGAAGCAUGCAAAACCUUACUAAACAAAAAGUCUGACGGUGUUAAGAAAAGGAAGUCCAGCUCGAGUGUUUGUUUGAUGUCGCAGGGAACCAACAGUAAAAACAGUGUAGUAAGCAGCAGCAGCACCAAAGACAGCAGCAUGUCAUCUUCAGCACCAAUGGAAGCCCAGACAACUGUUGUACACAACCCAGCUAAUGGCACCAAGGGCUCCACAGAGAGCUGUAAUAAUGCAGAAGAGGAGGAGAUGAAAGGUAGGAAAGUGGCUGCCCCUGAGUCUGAGUCUACUGGUACAGACAGUGCCGUGUUAAGCCAGUGCAUCCCGACAGAGGAACAGACCCUGUCUCCUCACUGUGCCCCACCCACGUCUGGUCCCCUGCAGGAGGCUACUUGCAGCCCCAGUGUCCCUCAGACCAGUCCAGCUCAGAGCUCCUGUCCUGAACCAGAGUCCGCUCUGUCGCCCCACGCAGGCAUCAGCCGCAACCUGCAGCAGACUCGUAAACAGGAGAUAAUAAAGAUGACAGAGCAGUUGAUUGAAGCUAUCAACAAUGGGGAUUUUGAGGCUUACACGAGAAUCUGUGACCCUGGACUGACUUCUUUUGAGCCAGAGGCCCUUGGAAACCUGGUGGAGGGCAUGGACUUCCACAAGUUCUACUUUGAGAACCUUCUGAGUAAAAACAGCAAGCCAGUGCACACCACCAUCCUCAACCCCCACGUACAUCUGAUCGGUGAUGAUGCUGCCUGCAUUGCCUACAUCCGCCUGACGCAGUACAUGGACAGCCAGGGCCGGCCACGCUCCUGCCAGUCAGAGGAGACGCGUGUGUGGCAUCGCCGCGAGGCCAAAUGGCUCAACGUGCACUUCCACUGCUCAGGAGCACCGGCUGCACCCCUGCAGUGAAUUGCCAACCCAGGCCCAGGAAAGCUUUGCCUGAACUCUAAAGCUGUUUGGAGCAUUAUUCUCCGUGGUCGGACCGGUGCCUGCAUCCUGGCCAGGAAGAGGCUGCUUGGAAAGUUGUAAAAAACUGAAAAGUGGGGAAAAUACAUAAAUAAAAAAAACAAAAAGUAAAAAAAACAAAAAAAACAACAAUACAUAUUUCAAAGCUUGACUGAAUGACCGACCAACACCAAUCCAGUCCAACUCUAGCUAGGUGACGAUGGCGCUCGGCUGAUGUCAGCCCCUUCCUGCAGAUGGUGCAUGUUUCUGGUGGCUACACAGGGGUGAUGCUGUCCUGGUCAUUGUCUCCCAUGGCCUUUAUUUUCCCCAUCUUUGUUUGGUCUGCUGGAAAAGUAUUAAACCUGUUUAAAAAAACAAGUACAUAUAUAAUAUAUAACAGAAAUCAAAUACACUUCACAUACAUAGUGAACACAGAACUGGGGGCAACAAGUAUAAUAUCUAAAAAAGAUUAGCUUUUUUGUUUUGUUUUGAGAGAGCAGCAGAAUAUCUACUUUAAUAAAAGUAUUGUUUUACAGUUCACAGCUGUGGGUUGGAUUUAUGGGCACAGGAGCAACAAAUGUCUUACUGUAAUAUCAGAAUUUAACAUCCAAGUUUAAGUGUCAGGUUUGAAGAUCUGUACACUGUUUUCUAGAAAUGAUUAGUUACUGAAGGGACCUUUUGUUUUGUUUUUCUAUUGUGUUAAGCUGUUUUUACCUGAAUGAUGUGUUUCAAAGUAUUGUUUUGAAAAAGUCAUUUUUAAUCAAAAGGGGUAUUUUAUUUAAUAUAAUUGUGUAUAAAUAGAUAUUUAUAUAGGAGUAGGGGGAAACAUUUACUUUUAGGGUGUAGGGAGGGGAUUUAAGCAUGAAUGGGUAUUUUGUUUCUGUUUUGAGGUCUUGGGGUGUAUAUAACAACUACUCACACACCAUGCAUGCAUGCAUGCAUGCACGCACACACAUACUCAAGGUCUCUGUGCUCCAGCCAUUAGGGUUGAACCUCUCUUGAGCUUUAGACAACAAUCGUCCAGGCCAGCUCAUCCUGAAGUUGCAGAGGGCCUCCAUCUGUCUGCCCUGCAGUGUUUGGAGACGAACACUGAGAGGCGCCAUGGGUCAAAGUCUGAAGCUCCUCACGUCUCCGAGCUACCUAAUCUGAAAGCACGGACACACUCUCACGCCAACUUUUUACCUUUUUAUCUGUUCUUGUGUAUUUUUGAUGUGAAGUGUGACAUAUUUCAAAUAUCUAAUGGCCUGUACUGUUUUUGCAGACAUUUACGACUCAAUGCUGUUGUGCUCAUUCUUCUAAGGGAGUGAAUCUUUCUGCAACUUCAGGUUACGCUCGCCAAAAUCUUUCCCGUCCACCCUACCUCUGCCCCUCUUACUUCAAUCAUUCCUGCGUCUUACUGUAUACUCUCCACAUCCUUCGCUAACCAGCCCCAUUACUGUCCUUGUAGCACCACGUCGUGUGAUGAUGAUGAUGAUGAUGAUGAUGAUGAUGUCACCCAUAUUCCUGUCUCUUGUUCUGAUUGUGUUCUUGAAAUUUGUAUGUUGUCUGUCUUGGCUUGCUGUACAUCUGUGUGAAAGCAUGUUAAAGGGAAUGCAGCCGAGGGAUUGGACAAA
Etheostoma spectabile (orangethroat darter) is the source of this 3722-nucleotide messenger RNA. It is a transcript of the gene camk2g2, whose product is annotated as calcium/calmodulin-dependent protein kinase (CaM kinase) II gamma 2. Bases 178 to 2073 code for a protein of 631 amino acids. NCBI's taxonomy places the organism in Eukaryota, Metazoa, Chordata, Actinopteri, Perciformes, Percidae. The record is from RefSeq and is a predicted model, not a curated record. Gene Ontology annotation, biological process: protein phosphorylation. Gene Ontology annotation, molecular function: calmodulin binding; calcium/calmodulin-dependent protein kinase activity; ATP binding. The transcript has 24 exons.